This is a messenger RNA of Ostrea edulis (European flat oyster), 1054 nucleotides long. Its product is annotated as tetratricopeptide repeat protein 33-like. Bases 149 to 1051 code for a protein of 300 amino acids. Gene Ontology annotation, molecular function: protein binding. NCBI's taxonomy places the organism in Eukaryota, Metazoa, Mollusca, Bivalvia, Ostreida, Ostreidae. The transcript has 5 exons. The record is from RefSeq and is a predicted model, not a curated record.
GCUCUUUGCCUACAGAGUAGUCAUUCGUGUCAAAGUGAAACUGAAAGAAGAGAGUACUGUACACAAAUUUUUUAACUUUCGCCAACACCGGUAACACUUCAAAUCUACACAUCCUGCAAUCAUAAUUCCUGUUCAGAAUGUGGCAACUAUGACAUCAUUUAGUUGGAAGAGAAAGUUAGGAGAAAAAGUCUCCAAGAAACUGUCACAGAGUUUUGAAGACAACAGCAAAGAUCACCAUGACAACCUAGAGGAAGUAGACUGGCUGACUGUGGUGCCUAAGAGGAAGGUCAUCUGUCUGGAAGAUGGACGGACAAAAAGUUCUCGAUUAAAACAGGAGGGGAGUCUACUGGCCGAAUCAGAGAGAUACUGGGAGGCCAUUUCUAAAUGGGAGGAGGCACUUGCACUGACCCCCGAGGAUGAAACUCUCCAUGAAAUGAGAGCUCAGAGUUACCUGCUCCUGAGUGAAGUUUACCCAGCAGUCCAAGCUGCAGUCAAGUGCACAGAAGUCAACCCAUUGUGGUGGAUGGGUCAUCAGACUCUGGGACGUGCACAGCUGGGUAUGGGAGAUGUUGCCAUGGCUGUAAAAAGUUUCUCCAGAGCUAUCCAUCUUUACCCUGCUGAUGAAGAACUGUGGAAGGAAGAUUUGUUUUGGGCUAAAUCCCUUCUAGACCAGCAUCACAGAAUGCAGGCUGAACUAUCCACUGAGAAAGAGGGUUGUACAGUCACUGAAAUCUCUGAUCCACCCCCCAAACUGACUGCCGUCUGUACUGCCUCUCACAAUUUAACAGAAAGUUCAGAUUCAUCAUCCACAUCAGAUGACAUUAACCCUCCUCCAGAUGUUAUGUGUGAUUCUUUUUCUCAAACAUCAACUGACAAAAAAGAACUUAAACACAUGUCGGAAAAUUCAAGUGACGUAGUGUCAAAUGUUGUAUGUGUUCAAGGAAUGAACCAAGAGAACUCUCAGAGUCCUGAAGACAUUAAAGAAACUAAAAAGUUGCCUCAUAAUUAUGUCAGAAUGAGGCAUCAUCUAUGCUAUAAACCGCAAAAUUGAUUU